Molecule: messenger RNA, 999 nt
Organism: Moneuplotes crassus
Lineage: Eukaryota; Ciliophora; Spirotrichea; Euplotida; Euplotidae
Source: the annotation of a GenBank genome assembly
UAGAAAAUGAAUAAUUACCUCAGAAGGUGGGCGACCGCUUUUGUACUUCUUGGCACAGUAGGGGUCGGCCUCCAGUACCCUCUCAGCUCCAUCAUUCUUGCCCAGAUAGUCAUGCAUCUGGGUAUAUUUGAGUAUAGGCAGAUUGCUAAGAACAUUGUGAUCCUGGCUAUUCCAUCGGUAGUUGAACUUCGAAAAUCAGUGUUUAACAAGACAAAGAAAGAAGCAGGAGUUAAUGUAGAAUAUAUCCUUGAAUACAACAUUCAUUUUCAGUGAGGAUGGCUGCUUGCAACCAUUUAUUUCUUCCUAGGAGAGUAUAAAAGACCUCUGAUUAUCCUAUAUCCCCUGUUCAUCCUCUCGAUAUUGUUCACAUUCAUUCUGAAGAUAUUCAGUAUGACUUCGAUGGCAGGAGAUAUCAGAGAUCGAAAAGAUACCAAGUGGAAUUUGCUCGUUCAAGCUACUUUAUUUGAGAUCUGCCUCGAAGUUAUAGGAAUCACCCUCUUCGGACUCUGAUUUUGAUUCUAUGGCAUCCUGUACUAUAAGUACCCAGUUCUAAUAUUCAUCGGGCUUUGUCUAGUCUUCCAGACCGACCACGGUGCUCUUAUUUUUGGAUCAAAAUUCGGUAGAACUCCAAUUAACGGGUUUUACUACAACAAAACUGUGGAAGGAUGACUUGGAGGAAUAUUCUUCUGAAUACUUAAUGGACUCAUGAUGAAGAUAGAGGCAGAUUACCUCACAAAAUUUAUUUAUCCAAGCUAUCUUUCGUUUCAAGAUUACCUCUGCCUUGGGUUUGGAAUCGGAAUUCUUUCAAUUCUUGGAGAUCUUCUUGAAUCAUUCCUGAAGAGAUGAGCAGGAGUCAAAGACUCAGGAAAGCUCCUUCCAGGACAUGGAGGAAUCUUUGACAGAAUAGAUUCAGUCUUAAUGGCUGCUCCCUUCUUACUGUACUACUUCGAGAUCUACUCAGAGAUCUUAAAUGAGCAGCUGGCUGGUGUAGAAUAGCGA